Molecule: messenger RNA, 1345 nt
Organism: Cloeon dipterum
Lineage: Eukaryota; Metazoa; Arthropoda; Insecta; Ephemeroptera; Baetidae
Exons: 3
Coding region: 125-838 (237 amino acids)
Source: RefSeq, a predicted model, not a curated record
UUCGAUAGAUAGCGGAAACAACGGGGAAAAGUGGCGCUCGAUCUGAUACAGAAUUUUCAUAGAACUGAAAUCGCAGUUCACAACUAUAACGCUCUGGAACACUCCAUUAUACUAUGCAAAAAAUAUGGAAAUCAGAUGUUAUAUUACUAUUGGUGUGAUACUAAUCUGUAGCUUACAACAAACUUUUAUGAAUCCUGUGGACACGAUUCAUCUAGUAGACAAAAGAGCACUAGCACGGAAUUCAAACCAACCUCGGCGUAAUCAAAAAAAAUGUUGCGGAAAUCAAAGCUCAGUUGGGAGAAAGGAAAUUAAUAGCCGUCUGGAAAGUGAACAAAAGAAAUUGGAAGAAAAAAUAGUGAGCGAGAUGCAGUACAUACGACCAAAAAAGCGUCUGCGGGCGAGACAAGGCGGAAACGGCGGACUGAGUCGGCUGCGCGCCUACGGCGUCUUCACCGAUCAAGGAAUCCACAUUUCCUGUGCAGGGUGUCCAUCAGGGUGGCCCGACAUGCUGACCGUCUACCCUGAGUUCGAGGUCGGCAUUCCGAUUACCUGCUCCAAUUGUCCGACCAACUGGCCCGGAGCUCUCAACUUGCUCGGGGUCGGAGGGGACCCAUCGUGGGCCCAAAGCAAUGAUCCGCCGAUCAACGGGGACAGGAAUUCUGGCAACAAUUUCAUGACCUUCGACACGGGCAGCAAUUUCGGUGGCGGGAGGGACAAUGCUUUCCCAGCGAAUGAAUACGGUGGCGAUGGAGGCGAUAAUUUAUAUGGUAAUCUCGAUGGAGUAGAUCCUAGCGAUUUAGGACAGAAUGAAGGGCUACCAACAUCGGACAUGACGUAAGAAGGCAGAUCAAGAUAAAGGUCUCAGGGAUGGAUGCAGAAUAUGAAGCUUUGUUGUGCUGAUUCUGAAUUUAAAGCAAUUCCUAUGCUAAUUUAAACAAUUGAUUUAAUGUGGUGCGAUGCAAAUUAAAGAGGGUAUUGUUCACUGCAAAACUCUGGAAAAUCCUUGUUUUCCACGAUUUAACUAUAACCCUUAAAGAUUCAUCUAUAGUCAAAAUUGACCUAGGUCAGACUGUAAAUGUUUUAGCUAAGUGUCUACAAAGUUAGGUAUGCUUUUCAAAAAGUGAGGACUGUGAAAUCUUGUUUUAUUUCCAACAAAGAGUUUCCCCAAAAAGUGCCAGAUACCGUUGGAUAGAUAUAUCGACGAAAAGAAUAAAAAUCUGUUAACAAAAUUUUGAAAAAAAAAUAGCCAAAUUUUAAUUGUAGCAAAAGGUAUUCUUUUGAUUAUUCCACAAACAUAGUAGAACAAAUUGUUUAAACUAACAGCUUGAUCACUAUCUAGGCUACU